UAGAGUUUUCGAAACCGAAAAGAUCGGUGAAUAGCUUGAAAAAUUCGGUGUGUAUUGCGAUGUCGGAUAUCGGCAGCGGUGACGAGGGAAUUAAUAGUCAGAUAUCCAGGACAUAGUUAUGCCAGAGAUGCUUUACAUCAUAGUGCAGUGAAUGUGAGUCUUGUGUAGUGUUAUUUUAUAUACAGUCUUGAACCAAGAACAAAGAAAAGUGUGUGUUGUGUUACUACUAUGCUUGGAAACAAAGGAGUUGUAGGAGAAUCUGCUUUGAUGAAGAUAACCUUUGAUUAGUUUGAGCCAUCAAGAAUAUAUCUUGAAGAUAGAAAUUGCAGUAAUGGAGCCAGAUAUGGAAUAUCAUGGUCAAGGCAUGGACGCGGGAGGGAACAAUUUUGACUCCGGUCAGCAGCCACAAGAGCAGGAGCUGGCGACGAAGAUGCUGCAGAUCCAAUCGAAACGCUUCUACUUGGACGUAAAGCAGAACAGGAGGGGUAGAUUCAUUAAAGUAGCCGAAAUAGACGACCGGACCGGCUACGUUAGGAUUGGAGCGGACGGGAGACGCAGUCAAAUAUUCCUCGCCAUGUCAACAGCCGCCGAAUUCCGUGACCACCUGUCCAGUUUCAGUGAUUUUUACUCGUCACUCGGACCACCCAAUCCGGACAACGUUCCCGAUGACGGAAAACUCAAGUCGGAAAUGAUGCUUAAGGACAACCGUCGGUACUAUUUGGAUCUGAAAGAGAACUCCCGCGGGCGGUUCCUCCGUGUCUCCCAGACCAUAACACGCGGGGGGCCCCGCAGUCAGAUCGCGCUGCCGGCUCAGGGCAUGAUCGAGUUUCGGGACGCACUGACCGAUCUCUUGGAUGACUUCGGUACCGAUGAUGGCGGCUUCAAAGGAGAGCUCCCCGAAGGUCGACAUUUGCGUGUCGACAACAAGAAUUUCUACUUCGACAUCGGACAAAACAACCGCGGUAUAUACAUGAAAGUAAGCGAGAAGGUGAAGAGUAACUUCCGCACCGCCAUCACCGUGCCGGAGAAGUGUUGGACCCGCUUCAGGGACAUCCUGGCCGAUUACUGCGACAAGAUGUGCCGCGCUCACCAACAGAACGCCGAAAACCAUCAGGGCGGACCCAUACCUGGUGGUUCCGGGGUCCGGGGCGGUCCCUCGCAGCCAGCGCCCUCUUCCUCCGACAUAGACACAUUCUCUUGCAACGUACCUAAUCGGAUUUGAUGGGCGGGCAAUCCGAUCUCCUACUCAUCGCCUCGACCUUAUCCAGAGAAUUGACCAUGAUUUAACUGAAACGCCAAAAGGAGGGAUUCUCUGUUACUAAAUCUGGAGCACAACAAAAAGAUACACACUAACGAUAGAUGGCGCACGAGCAUUUUAUAUCUAUACAUAUAUGCAAUUUACUUGUCUGUAAAACUAAUUGAUUUUCUUGAAAACUCACUAAGCUUCCUUUUAAAUAGCAUAUCUCUUGAAACGACUAAGGAUUGUUAAUAUCUAUAUAUAUUUUUUUAUUAUUCUGAUUUUUUAAUGCUCGUGCGGUAUUUUGACUAAUCGCUCGUACCGUUAUUCGAUUGUAUGCUUAAUGUCGACAAGUUAAAAGUUAAUUUUGCAAAGAAACUAUGCAAGCCUAAGCAAUACUUGGUAUCGAACGAAUCGAUUUUAAAGGCGGUCGUAAUAGUGCUCAAUGAUAUUGAUUGUUUGCGAUAAAAUUGGUGUUCUUUAAAAUUUUCUAAUUUAAAAAUAUAUUUUUUUGACGCAACGAAUAGUUCCAAAAACUGUAGUUUUAGUAUAUUAAAAAAGUAUACUAAAUUCAAAAUUCGAUAAAAAAUUUAAUAUGACUUUUAAGAAAAUUAAUUUUCUAAUCUUAUCGUGACAAACAAUUGGACAUGUCGUCGCCUGUGUAGUUGGUACGUGUGUGUGUGCACUCAAUAAAAAAUAUAUUUUAAAAUGCUUGCAACACUAAAUAAAAAAUGGCUUCACACAAAUUGUCGGUUUGAAGAAUAACAAAAAUGUGUACCUUUUAAACUAACUCAAAUUUUUUUUUUAAGAUAAUAAAAAAAAAAUUUUCAAUUCUUGUCAGUGUUGCCAAUCUUGAACUUGAGAAGUUUGAAGAAUUUACAAAAUUUUGCUAAAAUUAAUUUUAUAUCUUGUGAACGACAUGGAGUUGUUCAUGUGAUAUGUAUAAUUAUGAUAUUUUUGGUCUUUUUGGGAAAAAUACAUUAUAAAUCGUCUCUCUGAGAGAAUGUAAUACUUUUUUGUGAGAAAAAUUAACUAUAGACAGCUUUGAGCUUUAUUUUUUAAAUCACUAUAUUUUUUAAUUGUCACUUAAGUUUUCAGACACUUAGUGUCUUCGAUCUGGCUUCAAAGGAACAAGGAACGCGGAAAGAUAGGGUUGCGCGUAAAUUUUUCUUAAUUUGCAGUCAAACGAUCGCCAAUAUGACCCUUGAAAUUUAUCCAGUUUGUGUGGAUAUCUGUGGUCAAGAUGACAAUGGCAGUUUUUUCUGAAGUCGAAGUGAAACGAAAUGAUGACAUAGAGGAAUUAAAAUUCCAGAUUAAGUCAUAAUUUUUUUUAAUAUUAAGGUAACAUAAUCUGGUCGGGAUUUUGAUUCGGUUACAAAUCCUGGCUUCGUCGUAUGAAACAUAAUAAAAAAACAAUGCCACUUAUCUAGUUUUAGGCGUACGUGUUUUUUUUUAUAAGAGUUAUUUAAUUAUAGUUUUUUUUUGCCUGUUUACACUUGAGACAUGAAAGGCACGGGUGUGAGCCGGGACGUUCCGCGACGUAUUGACACUUAGUGUUGUCAGAUAAUUCUUUGUUGCCAUAGAAUUUAAAUCGACUAAAAUUACGGUAAAAAUGUCUUAAAACAUUUGGAAGAUUCAAAACCAAAAUUGGACGUCACGGAACGAUAUCCUUCAUAAUAAAGCACCGGGUGUUUACAGGGAAUGUUAAUACCAAAAAACAAGACCUCUACGUAAUAAUAGCUUCAUGGAAGUUUUUAGAGGUCAAGUUGAAGUGGUAGUUCUCGAAUCAAUUAGAUAGGUGACGAGCCGCUGUGAUAUACUUGUAGGAAGGUACAAUCCGAUGGAUUUAAAAAGUUUGUUUUGGUUACGGCCGCGGCGUAUGAAGAUAUAAUUAUUGGCUGUUGGAAUGAAGGUUUUGUAAGUUUUUAAAACUAUGCGUGCAGCCUUAAUUUGUAGGAAGUUUUUUUUUUGGGAGUUUCAAAGCAAUAAUUAAUUAUUUUAUAAAAUUUAGAAAAAAAAACCUAGGUAUUAAACGUACAUUAAUGGGUUUUAGGUAGAACAUUUCUAAGCCUAUGUCUUUGAAAAGACAAUCAAAAUUUAAGUCCGCCUAAAAGUGUGGUAAAUACCGCGCCGCUCGCGGCCGAACCAAAGGGUAGGAUAAGUUUGGUUGUGUAAGCACCCUGUGUUAAUGCUUUGAGAUGGAUUUUAAUUUAAAUACCUCUAGAAUUUCAGAUUACAAGCUUAAUAAAAAAAAAAAAUGCAUAUGGCUCAUAUAAUAAACUCAUUUUUCAAUCACUUGAAAAAUUAUAGGUUUUGGAAUCUUCUUUAAGCUUGUAUUUAAAUUGAAAUGAUGAGCUGUGAACGGACUAGUCAGAUGAUUUUCGACUCUAACAAUGAGCCUUGCAACUUCACUCUCACAAAAUAAUAACGU
Messenger RNA from Bombyx mandarina (wild silkworm), 3668 nucleotides. RefSeq names its product Purine-rich binding protein-alpha (gene Pur-alpha). Gene Ontology annotation, cellular component: nucleus. NCBI's taxonomy places the organism in Eukaryota, Metazoa, Arthropoda, Insecta, Lepidoptera, Bombycidae. The record is from RefSeq and is a predicted model, not a curated record. Gene Ontology annotation, molecular function: DNA-binding transcription factor activity, RNA polymerase II-specific; purine-rich negative regulatory element binding; RNA polymerase II transcription regulatory region sequence-specific DNA binding. Gene Ontology annotation, biological process: regulation of transcription by RNA polymerase II.